This is a messenger RNA of Neofelis nebulosa (Clouded leopard), 4023 nucleotides long. It is a transcript of the gene HTR3A, whose product is annotated as 5-hydroxytryptamine receptor 3A. Gene Ontology annotation, molecular function: extracellular ligand-gated monoatomic ion channel activity; transmembrane signaling receptor activity; neurotransmitter receptor activity. The coding region runs from base 1642 to 3501 and encodes 619 amino acids. The record is from RefSeq and is a predicted model, not a curated record. Gene Ontology annotation, biological process: chemical synaptic transmission; signal transduction; regulation of membrane potential. Gene Ontology annotation, cellular component: synapse; neuron projection; postsynaptic membrane. Lineage: Eukaryota; Metazoa; Chordata; Mammalia; Carnivora; Felidae. The transcript has 13 exons.
GACCGGAGGGGCCACAGCACAGUCAUCUUUCCUGCGUCCAGAACAAACCCGACACAGAGCACAGGCACAGAGGGUGCUAGGUGGGGAACAUGGACUCCCCCCCGAAAGCCGAGCUGCAGUGGGUUGAAGCCUUUGUCGUCUUCUGGUAUCAAAGCACCAGGGAUGAGGAUGGGGGAAGGACUCCAGGUGACAGCUCUGCAGGUCAGAAGUCCGCGAUCAGUUUCACUGGGUGAAAGUCAAGGUGAAGGCUUCCAGCGGCCACCUGCGCACCUGCGCUCAUGGCUCCAUCCUCUACCUUCCAAUAUCAUCUCUGGUUUCUGCCUCUGCCUCCACAUGGCUUUCUCCUAUCCUGUCAUCACACCUCCUCUGCCUCCUUCUUAGAAGGACGCUCAUGCUUACAUGUAGGGCCAACCAGGGUGAUUCAGGAUAAUCUCUCCAUCUCAAGAUCCUUAACACAAUCAUAUCUACAAACUCCCUUUUGCAAACACUCACAGGUUCCAGGAAUUAGGACCUGAGUAUCUUCAGGGCCAUUACCCAGCCUACCACAUGACACAUCCGAGAUGGGUUGGGAAGCAAAAGGGCAACCAUGAUCCAGCUGCACCCCACAGAUCUCCCAUGGGGUCUGAGAUAGGGGUAUCCUCUAGGUCAUGGUGGGACCUCUGUGGCAACCCCAGGAGAGCCCAUGACACAUCUCUCUUCAGCCAUGAGGCAGCACAUGAUACACAGUGCUACUGAGCAGCAAAGACAUGUUAUAUAAUCAGUUAAUCCAUGUAUUAACAAAUGUGUUCAACACCUACUGUGUUCCGUGGGGGGCGAUUCAGACCUAGGGCCCUCCUGGGUUUUCCAACUAGGAGAUUCAUUCAACAAAUACUUAUUGAGUCCCUGCUAGGUGUCAGGCACUGUUCUGGGUACUUGGGAUAUAUCAGUAGACAAAACCCCCAAAGCUCCCCACCCUCAAGGUACUGACAUUCUACCAGUGGAGAUGGACAAUUAGGAAUCAUCAUAAGUCAAUCACAUAGUAUGUUAGGAGGUGAUGGGGCUGUGGAACAAAAGACAAAGUGGGGCCAGGUAAGAGGGGUCAGGUGUGCCCAGGUGGGGACAGGGAGGAGAGGGUAGUAAGAAGAUUAGUCAGGAUAGACCUCAUUGAACAGGUGAGGUUUAGGCAAAGACCUGAGGGGGAAUUAGCCAAGUGGACAUCUGGGAAGAGAGAGCUCCUGGGAGAGCAAAGAGCUAGAGCGAAGGUUCUAAGGUGGAGUGGACAAAGUGAUGGGAAGGUCAUAGCAGGUGAACACAGGGAACAGGAGCUCGGCGGGCUACCUCUGUGGAGCCAGCCAGGCCAAACCUAAAGAGAAGAGAAGACAGCGUAAAACAAGGUCUCUAAACCCGCUGGUAUGGAACUCGGGAAAAUCCUCUGAACUGGGAGCUAGCUCUGGGGUUGGGAGUUGCAUGGCCUUGCUGAAGUCACUUAGCCUCCCUGAGAUUCACUUUCCUCACUUACAGACUGAGAAGCUUGUGUGGAUUCUCUCACUCCUCCAUUCAUUCAGCGGACUCCAUCAAGCACAGAGGAGGAGGCCCCAGGCAGAUGGGAGACACUGCAGAUCCUAAGAUGCUGGGCUUGAAGAUGGAUUUAGGAAUCCACAAAUGCCCUUCCUGAGUUUGAGCCCCUUCAAGACCUCAGCCUGGACGCCUGGGGACAGCCUGGUUCUUCUUGCCUUGUCCUGCUGUCAAGCCUGGAUGUACUCGUUCUGGAGUGGAGUGAGGAAGCACAUGACUUCAGAGAAGGGUAGCCCAAUCUCCUUGAGCUGGACCAAGCAUUCCGGGACCAAACUCUGGCUAAUAGCCAUCCAAAGGGACUCCAUCAGAACUUGGCGACUGUCCAGCGCUGGUGGCCCCUCAGCAGUGGGAGGCUGCAGCCUCAGAGGUGUGGAAGGCGGCCCUGAGGAGGCAGGCCGGCUGGGACAUGAAGCCGGCAGAGUGUGGGCAGCCUGCUUCUCAGCACGUCUUACCCUGAGGCCACUCCAAGGCAGCUCACGCCUGGGGAAAGUCACCAUGCUGUCGUGGGUGCCACGGGUCCUGCUGGCCUUGCUUCUGCCCACACUCCUGGCACAUGGACAAGCCAGGCGCAGGGAGCACCCCCAGGCUCAGAACACCUCUAGGCCCGCUCUGCUGAGGCUGUCAGAUUACCUCCUGGCCAACUACCAGAAGGGCGUGCGGCCUGUGCGGGACUGGAGGAAGCCAACCACCGUGUCCAUCGAUGUCAUUGUCUAUGCCAUCCUCAGCGUGGAUGAAAAGAACCAGGUCCUGACCACCUACAUCUGGUACCGGCAGUACUGGACAGAUGAGUUUCUCCAGUGGAACCCUGAGGACUUCGACAACAUCACCAAGCUGUCCAUCCCCACUGAGAGCAUCUGGGUCCCAGACAUUCUCAUCAACGAGUUUGUGGACGUGGGGAAGUCUCCAAGUAUCCCGUACGUGUAUGUCGGGCACCAUGGCGAGGUCCAGAACUACAAGCCCCUCCAGGUGGUGACCGCCUGUAGCCUGGACAUUUACAACUUCCCCUUCGACGUGCAGAACUGCUCGUUGACGUUCACCAGCUGGCUGCACACCAUCCAGGACAUCAACAUCUCCCUGUGGCGCUUGCCAGAAAAGGUGAAGCUUGACAAGACUAUCUUCAUGAACCAGGGCGAGUGGGAGCUCCUGGGGGUGCUGACCCAGUUUCGCGAGUUCAGCAUGGAAAGCAGUGGCUGUUAUGCAGAGAUGAAGUUCUUCGUGGUCAUCCGCCGGAGGCCCCUGUUCUACACAGUCAGCCUGCUGCUGCCCAGCAUCUUCCUCAUGUUCAUGGACAUCGUGGGCUUCUACCUGCCUCCAGACAGUGGCGAGAGGGUCUCCUUUAAGAUCACACUCCUCCUGGGCUAUUCUGUCUUCCUGAUCAUCGUGUCGGACACCCUGCCGGCCACAGCCAUUGGCACUCCCCUCAUUGGUGUCUACUUCGUCGUGUGCAUGGCGCUGCUGGUGGUGAGCUUGGCUGAGACCAUCCUCAUCGUGCGGCUGGUACACAAGCAAGACCUGCAGCAGCCCGUACCCGCCUGGCUGCGGCACCUGGUCCUGGAGCGGGUGGCCCUGCUCCUUUGCCUAGGGGAGCAAACAGCUUCCCGACGGCCCCCAGCCACGCCCCAAGCCUCCAAGACCGAUGACUGCUCAGAUGUGGGGAACCACUGCAGCCAUUUGAGAGGACCCCAGGACUUGGAGAAUACCCCAAGGGGCCGAGGCAGCCCCCCACCACCACCGCGGGAGGCCUCCCUGGCAGUGUGUGGGCUGCUGCAGGAGCUGUCCUCCAUCAGGCAUUUCCUGGAGAAGAGGGACGAGAGCCGAGAGGUGGCCCGGGAAUGGCUGCAUGUGGGCUCCGUGCUGGACGGGCUGCUCUUCCGCAUCUACCUGGUGGCAGUGCUGGCCUACAGCAUCACCCUGGUUACUCUGUGGUCCAUCUGGCAGUAUUCUUGAGUAGGCACAGCCCAGUUGGGGUGUUUUGAGGGAGGGGUAGUAAGGCACUGGUUAGAAUGGGGAUUGAGGAUUUCAGGGCCCAGCAGAUGCCAGGGAUGUUUUCAAGACCCUGUCCAAUGCCAGUAAUUCUGAAGCAGGGCCUUAACUCUUCCCAAAAAGCUUGAUGUUCAAGACGCUUGUACCCCACCCCACCCCCCACCCAACUUAUCAUGGCUUUAAAACAUGCUGUCUUUGAUCUAGAAAAACCCAUGCAUUCCCUAACUUCAUUCUAUUUAUCUGUGUAUCAAGCCUUGAUUUCCCCAUUGUCACCUCCCUGAAUAAGGCACUUUGAAAUUCUGCUCCUCCCCCUUUAGCCUUGUUUUUAGAUACAAAGCAAACCAACUCUCUACUGCACAUGGCUGGUAACACUGCAUUAGGUUUAUUCAACCGUAAUGUUCUCCUUCUUCACCUCACCUGUAGCCACUUCCCUGAACACUCAUGUUCCAUUGGAUGAUGGUGGGGUAGGGGGCGGGUGGGGGUAAU